GUUCAGUGUCAAAUCAGUUUGGAAUCGAAAUUCCAACAAAAUGUCACACAUUCGUCAGCUCAAUCCCUGUGAAUCCAGAGAUCUGCAUCUGUGGCUCGAGGAGCAAGGCAUCGAUCUAAAUGCCAAGAAAAGAGUCAAGUUCUCCGAUGUUCUGCCGGUGGCCACAAUUGCCCAGACGUUCUACCCUCGUCUGGUGGACCUGAUUCACUACACUCCCUCACGGCACAGUGUGGCCAACAAGCUGCAGAACUGGAAGGUUUUUAAUUUUACGGUUCUCAAGAAACUGAACAUAACUCUGACCGAAACAUACAUGAAGGAGCUCGCUCAAGGCCAGGUGGGAGCGAUCGAGCUGCUGUUCUACGAACUCUUCGUCCGUCCGGUUAAGAUACCCAGCGAGGAAGAUCGAGACUAUACUACAGGAAAACCUGAUCAAAUCGAAACAUCUUUCGGAUCUGAAUAUGGAUCCAAGACGACCCAAGAAUGAUUCCUGGCAAUGCCUUUGGGUUUUGGGUUUGGGUUUUGCAAGAAAAAACAAUAUUUAGCAAAUUAAAAAUCAAAGAAAAGCAAAUUACCUUAUCG
Messenger RNA from Drosophila miranda, 579 nucleotides. Its product is annotated as sperm flagellar protein 1-like. Gene Ontology annotation, biological process: regulation of cytoskeleton organization. Gene Ontology annotation, molecular function: microtubule binding. The transcript has 2 exons. NCBI's taxonomy places the organism in Eukaryota, Metazoa, Arthropoda, Insecta, Diptera, Drosophilidae. Gene Ontology annotation, cellular component: axoneme. The coding region runs from base 41 to 484 and encodes 147 amino acids. The record is from RefSeq and is a predicted model, not a curated record.